AUGGCAGUGUCACAACCAGCCGAAGCUCAUCCCCGGAAGAAGCUCAAAACCUCAGAGACAACCAAUUUAGCCGUUUCGCCGAGCUCACUGCCACCGCCUCAAAAAGUACCAGUCCGUGCAAGUGCGGCAAUUCAGAGCUCAACUCAAAAGCCAAGUCGCCAUAGCACUUUGCAAAAGCCUUCUCCUGCUCAAAGAGCUUCAGCUCUGUCGCCACACCCGACUGCACAAGCUCCGAGCGUCAAAGAUACUGACAGCAAGCUUGCUUCUCAGCCAAAGUCGUCCCAGCUUCCACCUCGAAAGGCACCGAAGGAAAGCCUCAACCCACGGAUGCUUCCCAAAGCCCCAGCUUCUCAUGCCAGCCGUACUGCCAUUCUGAAGAAACUGCAUUCUGUCAUUGUUUCCAAUAAUGAGAAGCUGUUUCGGAGCAAAAGCCACCCUAACGAGUCAUUAAUUCUCACGCCUGACGAAUUGAUCACGAUGGCGUUGGACGAUGAAGAAUCUACGGCUAAGAGCAACCCAGAUCUUUAUUCUAAUGUGAUCAAACUUCGAAUAGUGAAGCUGUCGAAGAUGAGCGAAGAUGACUGGGCCAAGGAGGUAAUGAAUCAUCUGAACGCACGGUACUACCACGUUCCCACAUCAAAGUCGCCUUCGGAUCAGCCCAAGACAAUAGAGACGGGCCUCACUGUUAAACAAGAAAUCGCACUUGUUGUGCACAUGAUCACUCCACUGGAUGGCCUAGAGGAGCACGGCUAUGUCACCAAGGCUCCAACACAUGCAGAGAUAGAGGCUGCCAAACAAGGUGUCGCUGACUCGAAAGGAUGGGAGAAGUGUGACCGCUGUGCGAGCCGUUUCCAGGUGUUUCCGGGUCGUCGUGAAGAUGGUACUUUGACCACGGGCGGGCAGUGUGUUUAUCACCCAAAUCGGCCCAUCGUUCCACCUCGCAAGAGGACCGACAAUUACACCGGAUCUUCGGAUCCGUACUUUCCUUGUUGUGGCGAGUCCAUCGGUGCUUCGGUCGGCUGCACCAAAGCUGCUCAUCACGUCUUCAAGAUCUCGGAACCCAAACGCCUCGCUUCUAUCCUCCAGUUUGAGACAACUCCUCCACAGCCGGGCAAGGGACCCCUGAACCCGGUAUGCUUCGACUGCGAGAUGGGUUAUACCACCCAGGGUCUCGAGCUCAUCCGCCUCACGGCUGUUAGUUGGCCUGAAGGCCAUGGGCUUCUCGACGUCCUGGUCCGCCCUAUAGGUGAGAUCCUGGACCUCAACUCGCGGUUCUCGGGGGUUUUCCCCGAGCAUUUCGUCACCGCGGUCCCCUACGGCACACAACCUGUCUCUCCGGCUGUUGAUGGGGCUUCUGAGAGGAAGGAACUGGGGCAAACGCCGAUGCAAGUGGUAGAUUCACCUGCUGCAGCGCGUUCCCUUUUGUUUGCAUUACUUCAGCCUGAGACUCCGCUCAUCGGCCACGCCAUUGAGAACGACCUGAAUGUUUGCCGGAUCAUUCACCCCACAAUCAUCGACACGGUCAUUCUAUACCCCGCGCCGAGAGGUGGUCUGCCCAAUCGCAUGGGCCUGAGAACACUUGCUCGAAGAUACCUCUCUCGCGACAUCCAGACGGGAGGUGACAAGGGUCACGAUUCCAAGGAAGACGCCAUCGCGACGGGAGACUUGGUACGGCGUUUGAUCGGAGACUCGUGGAAGAGUCACAAACAAUUCGGGUGGCGAUUUGAGGGGGACCGCUUGAUAGCUCCGCCGGACAAAGACAAGUAUUCGCGGAGCAAACAAGGAAUCUGUAACAUCAAGGCGGGAACCUAG
Molecule: messenger RNA, 1812 nt
Organism: Penicillium oxalicum
Lineage: Eukaryota; Fungi; Ascomycota; Eurotiomycetes; Eurotiales; Aspergillaceae
Gene: rex3
Product: putative RNA exonuclease Rex3
Exons: 1
Coding region: 1-1812 (603 amino acids)
Cellular component (GO): nucleus
Molecular function (GO): nucleic acid binding; exonuclease activity
Source: RefSeq, a predicted model, not a curated record